This is a messenger RNA of Alligator sinensis (Chinese alligator), 1174 nucleotides long. Its product is annotated as nicotinamide N-methyltransferase-like. Bases 16 to 918 code for a protein of 300 amino acids. NCBI's taxonomy places the organism in Eukaryota, Metazoa, Chordata, Crocodylia, Alligatoridae. The transcript has 3 exons. Gene Ontology annotation, cellular component: cytosol. The record is from RefSeq and is a predicted model, not a curated record. Gene Ontology annotation, molecular function: N-methyltransferase activity.
CGCUGUGUGCAUCACAUGCUGUCGGCUCCUCUCUGGAGCCAGGGGCAGUAUGUAAAGUCUGCCACCUGUCAUGUGAAUACAUUGCCAAGCGUUCACCAUUGCCAAGUGCCUUGUGGUUCACUUGGCAGCUCAAAGCACACUAAAAAAAAUUACACAAUUCGCACCGUGCAAUCGCACGAGGCAGCAAUUAGGAGCAAGCACCCGCAGCCAGCACAGCCCCCAGACAGGAGCGAGUGCCUCCCGUGCCAGGGUCACGAUGCUCUCCCCCGUUCCAACGCAGGUGAUGUGAAGGGCGACACCCUGAUAGAUAUUGGCAGCGGCCCCACCAUUUACCACCUCCUUUCUGCCUGCGAGAAGUUUAACGAGAUCAUCAUUUCGGACUAUACGGACGGGAACCGCCAGGAGCUGGAGAAGUGGCUGAAGAAGGAGCCGGGAGCGUUUGACUGGACCCCGGCGGUGAAAUACGUGUGCGAGCUGGAGGGACAGAGGGAAAAGUGGGCUGAGAAGGAAGAGAAACUAAGGAAGAAAGUGAAGCAGGUUCUGAAGUGCGAUGUGAGGAAACCCAACCCUCUGGCCCCCGUGACGCUGCCCGCGGCUGACUGCCUGCUCUCCAUGCUGUGCUUGGAAGCUGCCUGCAAAGACCUGGGCACCUUUCGUGCAGCCGUGAAGAACAUCAGCUCCCUGGUGAAGCCGGGGGGACACCUGGUGUUAAAUACAGUCCUGAAAGGAACCUACUACUUGGUCGGGCAGCACAACUUCUCCUGCCUGGGCCUGGACCGGGAGUCGGUGGAGGCAGCUGUAAGAGAUGCUGGGUGUAUCAUUGAGCACAUCCAAGAGGCUCCAGAACCUGCUCCCGGAUCCAUCUCAGACUACACCGAUUUGGUCAGUCUGGUGGCACGCAAGCAGCACGCUGCGUGAGUCUGGUCACUGUAUACAGGCACGGCCACAUGCACCCUCUGGAAGAUGCUCUCCGCUUUCCCCAAUAUCUCCCACCCCCAUCUUUCAUACCAUGAGGCCCAACGAGGAUCAUUGCCCAGAACGACUCGCAGCUGCUUGAACUCCACUGGUCUGCUCUGAAUCAGGCCCAGAAAAUACUCUUAUUUGCUAUCACGUGGAAAUUGCUCCAGGAAAGUGGCAUCCUCCAGCACUAAAUCAAACGGAACUGGAAACCUUG